ACGCCAAAGGCACGUCUUGAAUCAUAUAGACCUAAAUGAAAUUUUUUCUGCAAGUCGAAUGAAAUUGCCUAUUUUUUUAAUUUUUGAAACAUACACCUAAAAUUCAAUUUGAUCUUUAAAAAAUUAUAUAAAAAACGAACCAGCUUAAAACAUCGAGGACAGACAUCUCUUAAUUGGUCUUCCAGCUUAAAACCCUCUCUGAAUUUUUUCAAGAGCCUUCAUCUUCUCCACAUGGCUGACCCCUUUAGAUCGAGAGAAGGAUUGAGCACGAGAUCGGCGGCUUACGACAGCAGCUCGCACGAGGUUCAGGUGCGGAUCGAUCCGGAUUUUGAUGAGGAGGUCUCCGGUCUUCGAAAGCAAGUCCGACGGCUGCGUGAUGUAGCUCAAGAAAUUGAGACAGAAGCAAAGUUUCAAAAUGAUUUCCUCAAUCAGCUGCAAAUGACGUUGAUCAAAGCUCAGGCAGGGGUGAAAAACAACAUGAGGAGACUGAACAAGAGCAUCAUCUGGGAAGGGUCGAGCCAUGUCAUGCACGUCGUUCUCUUUGGGCUUUUGUUAUUCUUUGUCGUAUACUUGUGGUCCAAAUUUUCCAAAUGAUUAGUACACAGCCAUGUGUUUGUUGUGCUUCAACACUACUAAUAUGUUGAAUUUAAGACACAAUUUGUUGUUACCGAGUGCUGUGAAAAUCCUUAUAUAUGUAUUUGUAAAUAACUUGUUGCUUGGCAAAGUAGAAAUUGCUUCAAAGUCCAACCUUCUUUUCCCAUCUUUGUUAUUGUAAUUUGGGAUAGUCAUAAUUGUGGGUUUUGCGUUCUCCAAACAAUUUUAAAUCAAUUACAAAGUAAGUAGUUU
Striga asiatica is the source of this 846-nucleotide messenger RNA. The record is from the annotation of a GenBank genome assembly. Lineage: Eukaryota; Viridiplantae; Streptophyta; Magnoliopsida; Lamiales; Orobanchaceae.